Molecule: messenger RNA, 737 nt
Organism: Lytechinus pictus (painted urchin)
Lineage: Eukaryota; Metazoa; Echinodermata; Echinoidea; Temnopleuroida; Toxopneustidae
Product: nanos homolog 1-like
Exons: 2
Coding region: 85-633 (182 amino acids)
Biological process (GO): oogenesis; negative regulation of translation
Cellular component (GO): perinuclear region of cytoplasm
Molecular function (GO): zinc ion binding; mRNA binding
Source: RefSeq, a predicted model, not a curated record
GCAUACUACGAGUACCGUCCACUGCACCCGUGUCCUGCUUUCCGAGCUCUUGCUUCAGAAAGUUUUUAAGAACUUACGAUUACAAUGGAGAUGUGUUCUUGGGAUCUUUUCGAAGGGAAAGGGCUGGACCUAAGCGAGUUGAUCGGUAAAUCGAACUGUUGUUAUUCACGGACAUUGCCUUCAUCCCCAUGCUCCCCGCCACAGCCUCAGCAGAGUCCACAAUCCCCGCAGUUCUCCUGGCCACCUGUAACCCCAUCACGCACCGUAUCAUCACCGCCACCUGUCCCAUCAUCUUCUUCACCUUCUCCGCAUGGCAUGCAUGGCAAAGAAUUCAUCUUCAGCUACAGCCCUGAUGACACUGCUCUCUCCACUUCUCAAGAAAGGAAGAAAUACCUAAACUCCUACUGCGUCUUUUGCAAGAACAAUAAAGAAACUCUGAGCUUCUACAGCUCCCAUGUUUUGAAGGACGAUGUAGGGAAGGUAAUCUGCCCUGUUCUUCGGGCUUACACGUGCCCCAUCUGCGGGGCCAAGGGUGACAAUGCCCAUACGAUCAAAUACUGCCCCAUGGAAUCGGACAAGUUUAGGAGCAGGACGACAUCAGUGUCAAGAUGGUCAGAUAGUUCCUCACCCUGAAGAAUCAAGAAUCCAAAGACCUUGAGAACGAUUAUACCACGGAGAUAUGCUGCUUCGAGUAAUUGACUGUACCCCCGGGGAUUACACAACGACUUCAGUUCGAG